AUGACACAUCAAUAUUUUAUUUUUAGUCCCACCACAUUCCCCAAAGAUGUAAAAUUUAAUGAAUUUCAUGUAACUCCGGCUAAAGAUUUAGGAAAGGGUUAUGCUCUUAAUAAUUUACUAGAUAAUGUUGAAAGAUUGUUUGAAAAUGAAAUUAAAGGUCCCGAAGGGUUUACAGUUGUCAAUGGAGAAAUGUACACUACAUUGCAUGGCGGCUAUGUGGCAAAAGUUUUCGAUGAUCAAAUCAUUCCAGUUGUUAAAUUCGGAGAGCCUUGCGAAAAUUGGUGGGAAGAAAGUAAAUGUGGAAGACCAUUAGGAAUAAAAGGAGUUGGAGAUGAUCUUUAUGUCGCUGAUGCUUAUUAUGGAAUUUUCAAAUAUAAUGUAAAAACUAAAAAAACUGAAAAGCUUGUUGAUAAGGAUUCAAUUAUUGAUGGGAAAACUUCGAAAAUUUUUAAUUCUUUGGAUAUAGCAAGGGAUGGUACAGUUUAUUGGAGUCACACCAGUUCUGAUUUUACUAUUGAAAAUGGUGUUUAUGUAUUUCUUUCAGAUGGAAUUGUGAAAUAUGAUCCUCGAACUAAAAAGAACACAGUACUUAUGGAAGGUUUAUUUGGAGCAAAUGGAAUUUUAUUGUCUCCUAAUGAAGAUUUUUUACUGGUAGCUGAAUCUGGUCAUAGUAGAAUACAUCAAUAUUUUUUGAAGGGCACCAACAAGGGAGGCAGUAAAAUUUUCGUAGAUGGAUUACCAGGAGUGCCGGAUAAUUUAAGACUUGUCAGUGAAGACAGAUUUUUUGCACCUUUAGUUAAAGUUCAUGAACAUUUGUCAGAAUUUCAAUACUUAACUAAUUAUCCCUUGACUAGAGAAUUUUUGACUAAAUUUUUAUCAAUUAUCGAUGCAUUAUUUAAUAAAAUUGAAACCAUGUAUCCGAACAAAAUAUCAAAAGCAGGCCUUCAUUUUGUCGGACAUUUAGAAACCUUACUUUGGAUUUCUCCUGUUAAAACGACAUUAUUAGAAUUUAAUUGGUCAGGUGAUGUGGUUAGGAGUUAUCAUGGAUCAGAUGGUUCGUUUCCUCAUCUAAGCGAUGUUUUCAUUCAUAAUGGAUAUUUGUACAUGGGUUCUCCGUAUAAUAAUUUUUUGGGGAGAAUACCUUUGACGAAAUUAGGAGAGAAAUUACCUGUUAAGCUUCCUACAAGAUCUGACAACGUCAGAUCUACACAGUCAGCGCAUGGUAGUGUUACAGAGCAACAUCCUCCAACAACCACAAAGCAACCUCAUCGGCCAGCCGUAAGGCAACCUCCUCCACCAACUGUAACGCAAUCUCCUCCGCCAGCUGCAAAGCAACAUCCUGCUCCAGGUACAAAACAGGCUCCUCCUCCAAACUCAAAGCAACCUUCUGCAACAGCCACAAAGCAGUCUGCUGCACCAGCUCGUCAGACAGUCCCAUCUACAACAACAAAACGACCUCAAACUACAACAGUUAAACCAAACGUGAAACCCAACACGGAAACUCCCCGGAAAAAACAAACAAAUCCAUAA
Messenger RNA from Pediculus humanus corporis (human body louse), 1530 nucleotides. Its product is annotated as hemomucin, putative. Gene Ontology annotation, biological process: biosynthetic process. NCBI's taxonomy places the organism in Eukaryota, Metazoa, Arthropoda, Insecta, Psocodea, Pediculidae. The transcript is spliced from 4 exons. The coding region runs from base 1 to 1530 and encodes 509 amino acids. The record is from RefSeq and is a predicted model, not a curated record. Gene Ontology annotation, molecular function: strictosidine synthase activity.